AUGUCAACUCCUAUGGCCCUUCCAUGUGGUCCGACCUUUUUGGAUGCAAGAAAUACAUCAAUCCCACCACCCGAUCCUAAAUCAACCACUGUCUCUCCUUCUUUCAAGUUUGCAAGUGAAAGUGGAUUUCCACAGGAAACUCCCAAGUUUGAUUCACAUGGGAUUGACUUUAAUUCGUCAAAUGAAUAUCCAAAAGAUGCGGCGACAUCUUGGUUAUAG
Priceomyces carsonii is the source of this 219-nucleotide messenger RNA. RefSeq lists its product as uncharacterized. The record is from RefSeq and is a predicted model, not a curated record. NCBI's taxonomy places the organism in Eukaryota, Fungi, Ascomycota, Pichiomycetes, Serinales, Debaryomycetaceae. The coding region runs from base 1 to 219 and encodes 72 amino acids. The transcript has a single exon.